AAUGAUUUAAUAUUCGUAUCUCGCUAUGAAUUCGAAUCAGAAUCGAUCCGCGAGGAGAGUCAGUUUUGCAGGACCAACUGGCAAGUCUUCUGAUUCAUUUUUCUUGGCCGCCACUCAGAAUCAAGAUGAGUCAUUUAGUCUUCAGGAUAAGAAUAUUCUUAGGAAUAGAAACAUCAAGGUUAACUUAAGGGAAGCCAUAUCUUGUUUACCUAAAAAUUCUCCGUUACCCUGGACCAAUUUAGAUAUUGGUGAUCUUGUAUACGUGAGAUCUAAGUCCCCAGGCAAAGAUAUGAAUACUACGAAGAGCAAAGAGAAAGAAGAGUCAAAAUUGUCCCAUAACCUUUCUCAACCUUGCACUAAAGCUUCUCACGAAGAAUUUGAAAAAUCAUCAAUCUCUUUAGGGAGGAUAUUAAAUUCAGAUGGAAUUGAUCAUGAGAAGCGUCAUAGAUCGCCAACAAAAAAAUCUAGAUCCACUUUAACAAAGCCCCUUAUAAUCGAAAGGCUGAAGAGCGACUUCCAACAGGCUGAUACAUUCGUAACAAAAAUACGUGCUAGACGUAAUUGGUGCCCUGAAUUUCUAACGAGAUAUUUUCGCGGGAAUUUUCAAAAGGAAGAAAAUCUGGUGCCAGCUUCGAGAAAGACAUUUUCAAAAUGCGUACCGGAGAGACCAAAAGUUUUCUCCAUUGGAUUACACGGUAGAUCCAAUAAAAUUCGUGAAAAUUAUAAUAUCGUUUCUCAAGUCGACUGCGCCAUUAAAAAUAUAAAAACAUGGCUGGACGCCGCGGAACCACGAAAAUCUUCUAGGACUCGUAAUUCUACCGUUUACCAACGUGUUCAACAAGAUGAUCGUUCUUCGGAGAUUUCUGACCUUAAAUAUCCCUAUCCGCUGUGCAAUAAGAUUUUGAUAGAAAAUAAUGACUCAGUGAAGAAAUGCCUCUUAUCAUCGAACAAGCACGUAGAGUUAUCACAGAGAAACGAUGGCCCUGAAUUCUUACAGAAUUCGAUUAAUUUGUCCCACGAAUAUAAAUUUCAGUCUCGAUCGGAUUCAGCUACAAAAAAUCAUCACUACGAGGGAGUCGCGCUCGGGCUGAAAGGCACUGUACACGAUCACCGGAAACAUGAACUUAGUAAAAAUCAUUACAAAAUCGAUGACCUGAAGUUCCAAGGGAAUCGUUCGACUCGUAACAAUGAAAAGAGUCAUAAGAAACAAUCUUGCACCUGUCAAAAUAACGAGACGUCGCUGAAUCAUCCCAGAGGCACGAAUGAUUCCGUAAUGAUUAAACGCAAGCGUAGAGUUUCAAAGCAGUGCCUUGAGAACAUGAAAAAAAGUCAAGAUCUGGAAGCAGAUCUUCGUAGAAAGGCUGAUGAUUUCAUCUCGAAUGAAAAAACCGUAUGCGAGAAAAUCAAUGAUCCAUUUGUCUUAGGUUCAUCCGUUACGAAGUUACAGGAAGCGGAAGACUCUUUGGGCACGUCCAAAAUUCCACUGCAUGUGUCGAAGAAUCAUUAUCGGCAGCUUACUAAAACUUUGAAUGACAGUGACCUCGUGGACCAAGAUAAAAGUAAAACUCAUGCGAAGUCAAGGCUGAGGAAAAAAGCUUAUAAUGAAUAUAAAAUUCAAAAAUAUCAAGAAAAGUACAAAAGAAGGUCCAGAUCCAGAAGUACUAGAAGAUGCAAGUCUAAAAAUUUUAUUUCAAAGGAUAACGACAUUUUAUUGUCCAAGGAACCUUUGAACGUACACGAUUACGACACUGUCAUUUACACCGAUGACAAUUCUUCUUAUGUAAAUAUUGAGGAUUUUCCAAAAAAUGUAAAAAUUGCAGAAAAACAAUAUUUGACUGCCGAAAGUGUUUUGCUGGAGGAUCAAUGGACAAUUCGAUCUGGUAGAUCUGGAUCGAGGAAAGAUGCGUUAUCAAUGAGACAGGAAAAUUAUUAUAAAAUGGUUUCGGAGUCGAAGGUAACGGAAGCUCGAUUACUCGAUGACAUUAAAAGAAGGAUUGAUCAGGACUUUGAAGAAAGCUUCUAUUGCAGAGCUAAUGACCUAGGAGCACGUUCGUCUCUGUCAUCGUUUGAUUUCGAUGACAAUUUUGGCACUCGGGCUGUCAAUGAAAAAGCUCCGAGCUUCGAAAGAGACUCAGCUUUGAAUCUUCAUAUGCGCGUAAAGUCAGAGGACUCCUCGAAAGCGAAUGAUAUUUUUAACCUGCCUAGGGAGAAGCUAAGAAAUUCAAGAUCCGCUAGCGGAAUGGAUGAUUAUGUCACGGUUUAUUCCAAUGACACACAAAUAUGCUCGAGACCAUACUCAAAUUUGGAUUUAGUCUCGUCGAAGAAUUUUGAUAAUAUCACUAGGACGACGAAUCUGGAGCAACGGUAUUCAUUAUGCGAUGGAGAAAGUAACGAAAUUAAUAUUUCACGUAGAAAUUAUUUUUAUAGAAGAGAGUUGCUUUUUGAAAAUUCGAAAAAAUUUAGCCAAAUACCGAUAGGCAUUGAGAAUUCAGUUUCGACAAAGUCGAUAAAUAAUUUAUCCAACUAUUCGGAUCACGAUAAGUCAGCGGUAAUAUUCCCUUGGAAGACUUCCAAAUUGGAUUUGGUGGAAUCCGUGGAUUCUGGUGUUUUGACGGAUUUCUCGAAAAACGAUCUCCAUCGUAAUUCGCAAAACGAUGACAUGUCGGAUAACAAAGACAAGACAGAUUUGGAAACGAAAGAGAAUUCUGCGAUGCGUAAUGACUUCUUGGUAUCUGACUCGGAUGAUGACUCGGAUGUUUUUUUGAGUAAAAAAUUGGAAAAGGCUGUCGAAACUUUUACAGAAAAAUUAAUAAUGUGCGAGAGGAGAGCGAAAGCUCGGGCGAGACAAAAAAAUGCCUGCAUCUUACUAAGAGAAAAUACCAAGCAUAGAAAAUCCAAAAAGAAAUCUCAAAAAGAUAAAGAGGUACAAUGCUCCUCUGAGCACAGCACAAAAACCUUUAAGAGUUCCUACAGCAUCACGGAUCCAUCCAAAGCAUCACAAUGGUCCAGCGAGGAAGAGCAGAUUGCAGACCUCUCAACUCCUUCGUUAUUCUCCUUGUCGGAUUCCGAGAUAGAGAGCUCAGAAUUCAUACAGCCGAGAAACAGAAUUAUCUUCGGUCGCAGAAUCUGAUAACAAUGACACAAUAUAUUAUUUUUUUUUUUAAAUUAUCAAUCUUGUUGAAAUAUCUGUAAUUGUGUCCCGAGUGGUAUCUCUAUAGUAAACGCACAUAUUUGUCCA
This is a messenger RNA of Cephus cinctus (wheat stem sawfly), 3238 nucleotides long. RefSeq lists its product as uncharacterized. The record is from RefSeq and is a predicted model, not a curated record. The transcript has 2 exons. Lineage: Eukaryota; Metazoa; Arthropoda; Insecta; Hymenoptera; Cephidae. The coding region runs from base 26 to 3130 and encodes 1034 amino acids.